Messenger RNA from Lycium ferocissimum, 1914 nucleotides. RefSeq names its product arogenate dehydrogenase 2, chloroplastic-like. The transcript has a single exon. Gene Ontology annotation, molecular function: arogenate dehydrogenase (NADP+) activity; prephenate dehydrogenase (NADP+) activity; prephenate dehydrogenase (NAD+) activity. NCBI's taxonomy places the organism in Eukaryota, Viridiplantae, Streptophyta, Magnoliopsida, Solanales, Solanaceae. Gene Ontology annotation, biological process: L-tyrosine biosynthetic process. Bases 417 to 1529 code for a protein of 370 amino acids. The record is from RefSeq and is a predicted model, not a curated record.
CCUAACCCCCCACUCCAACCCAAACAAAAAAGUAGUCCACCUCGCCACGUUUUCAAUAUUUCCAAGUUUUCAACCUUUCAAUCUCUUUGUCAACUUGUCCAUUUCUUCUUCACCUUCCCCCAUUUCCCCUCCCCAUAUAAAUCCCUCACCUUUUUCCCUUCUCCCAUUACACCCCAAUUCUCCCCUUCCCUCAAAAAAUCUUCUAAACCCCAUUUCACAUUUCAACAACCAAGAAUCAACAACCCAAAAACCAAGAACCAAAAAACCAAGAAUCAAGAACCAAAAACCAAGAACCAAAAAACCAAAAAUCAAGAACCAAGAAACCAAGACUCAAGAACUAAGAAACCAAGAAUCAAGAACCAAAACAAUCAAGAAUCUUUGUGUGUAUUAGACAACAUUGUAUUACAAACAAUACCAUGUUGUCUUUCACCCCACAUCUAUCUAAGCCAACACCACCCACCCCCACCACCCUUUGGUCUCACCCCACCCACCCUCACCCCACCUACCCCACUAAACGCCACCACUUCUCACAACUCACCAACAACCGCAAACUUAGCAUUACUGCCAUUGAUGCAGCACAACCAUUUGAUUAUGAAGCAAUAGUUUCAAAUCAAUUAUUUCAAUCAAACAAACUCAAAAUAGCCAUAGUUGGUUUUGGUAAUUUUGGUCAGUUUUUAGCUAAAGCAUUUAAACGUCAAAAUCAUAUUGUUUUUGCACAUUCAAGAACUGAUUAUUCACAUAUUGCAAAUUCAUUAGGUGUUUCUUUUUUCCAAGAUCCAAAUGAUUUAUGUGAACAACAUCCUGAUGUUAUUGUUCUUUGUACUUCAAUUAUAUCAACUGAACCUGUACUUAGAUCAUUACCAAUUCAAAGGUUAAGAAGAAACACAUUGUUUGUUGAUGUUUUGUCUGUUAAAGAAUUCCCAAAGAACAUUUUUUUACAAGUUUUACCUACCCAUUUUGAUGUACUUUGUACUCAUCCUAUGUUUGGACCUGAAAGUGGUAAAGAUAGUUGGAAAGAUUUAGGUUUUGUGUUUGAUAAAGUUAGAAUUGGUGAAGGAGAAUCAAGAAAAUCGAGGGUCGAUAAGUUUCUUGAUAUAUUUGAGAAAGAAGGUUGUAGAAUGGUACCAAUGACAUGUGCUGAACAUGAUAGAUAUGCUGCCGGUUCGCAGUUUAUAACGCAUACAAUGGGUAGGGUGCUGGAGAAAUUGGAUUUGGAAACAACUCCUAUUAAUACUAAAGGGUAUGAGACUUUGUUGAAUUUGGUUGAGAAUACUUCUAGUGAUAGUUUUGACUUGUACUAUGGAUUGUUUAUGUACAAUAAAAAUGCUAUGGAGCAGUUGGAAAGACUUGAUUUAGCUUUUGAGUCUUUGAAGAAAGAGUUAUUUGGUCAUUUACAUGAAGUUUUGAGGAGGCAAUUGUUUGGGAAAGUUGAGGAAGCAGGACAAAGGCGUGUGUUAUCGAAAUUGCCCAAGAAUGGGUAUGCGUUGCCAGCUCCUUCAUCGGACGCAGUUAAAUCGCAGAACAAUUGAGGGAAUUCUGAAUCUUUGGUAUGUCUGCAUUUGGAUGUUUAUUAACAGCAUCUUUGUAACAAUUCAAUGUUAGCAAUGUAACUAUGCUUACAAGGACAUGCUCAUUGUGUUGUUUAAUGUGAAGAGUAAGGAGAGGCACUAAAUCAACCUUCUUUUUCCAUUUGGAGUUGGGAUUAGGUGUUGAGUUGUAAGAUCAUCAAAAAAAAACCAUAAAUGUUUUGGCCUGUGAUGUCAGCUGUUGUUUAGGAACAUUUGUGGUAGGAGAGUAUCUUUUGAUGUAGUUUAGGGGUCGACAAGGCAGUUGACAUUUGUUUGUUUGUUACUGGAUAGGCUAUUCUGUAUCUCAUGUAUUUAUGUUUGAAUAGAAGAGUUAUGUGUUUGCUUA